AUGGUGGCCGGGCCAAUCAUAAUAGGCGCAGGGCCAUCAGGUCUGGCAGUGGCCGCCUCAUUGAGCCGUCUAUCGAUCCCUUCGAUGAUCAUCGAGCGAUCAAACGAUAUCGCUGAUCUGUGGCAACAUCAUACCUAUGAUCGUCUUUCUCUCCACCUCCCUAAACAGUUAUGCCAACUUCCUCACCUCCCAUUCCCAACUCACUUCCCUACUUACCCUUCAAAAAAUGACUUCCUCCAUUACCUCCAUUCCUAUGCUCUCCAUUUCUCACUUAAGCCUUUGUUCAAUCACACUGUAGUGUCUGCUUCCUUUGAUGCCAGUUGUUCCCUUUGGAGAGUCAUUACGUUAUCGGAGUCUGGUGAGUCAACUGUUUUGCCGGAGGUGGUGGAGUUUAUGUCAAGGUGGCUGGUGGUGGCCACCGGAGAGAAUGCAGAACCAGUCAUGCCAGAGAUGAAAGGGAGGGAGAUGUUCCAUGGCAGUGUCUUGCAUUCUAGUGAGUAUAAGAAUGGAAUGGAGUAUAAGGACAAGAAGGUUUUGGUUGUUGGUUGUGGGAAUUCAGGGAUGGAGAUGUGCUUGGACUUGUGUGAGCAUGGUGCUAUCCCUUUCCUGUCUGUGAGAACUGGGGUGCAUGUUUUGCCAAGGGAGAUACUAGGAACAUCAACAUUUAAGUUGGCAAUGAAGUUGAUGAAAUGGCUGCCAUUGAGAAUGGUGGACAAAGUGCUGGUAAUGGUGGCCAAGUUGGUGAUUGGAGACACAGAGAAGUAUGGGUUAAAAAGACCUCAAAUGGGGCCACUGGAGCUCAAGAACUUGACAGGAAAAACACCCGUUUUGGAUGUUGGAGCUCUUUCAUUCAUCAAAGAUGGAACCAUUAAGAUAGUACCAGAAGUAGAAUCUCUAACAUGCAAUGGAGCCAAGUUUGUUGAUGGGAGAGAACUGACAUUUGAGUCUGUGCUUUUCGCAACUGGUUAUACAAACAAUGUUCCUUCAUGGCUCAAGGAAGAACAUGAUCAUCAUCAGUUAUGCUCUAAUGGAUGGAAAGGAGAGAAAGGGCUCUAUUAUGUAGGAUUCACAAGGAGAGGACUACUCGGAACACGCAUCGAAGCCGACAAGAUCGCUUUCGACAUUGCUGGGAAUUGGAAGAACAAGUUGCAGCACUACUGA
Dioscorea cayenensis subsp. rotundata (Guinea yam) is the source of this 1161-nucleotide messenger RNA. Its product is annotated as indole-3-pyruvate monooxygenase YUCCA8-like. Gene Ontology annotation, molecular function: NADP binding; N,N-dimethylaniline monooxygenase activity; flavin adenine dinucleotide binding. The coding region runs from base 1 to 1161 and encodes 386 amino acids. NCBI's taxonomy places the organism in Eukaryota, Viridiplantae, Streptophyta, Magnoliopsida, Dioscoreales, Dioscoreaceae. Gene Ontology annotation, biological process: auxin biosynthetic process. The record is from RefSeq and is a predicted model, not a curated record. The transcript has 5 exons.